AGGUCCCUGAUCUUCCGUCCAUGACCGCAUGUCCGGAUGCGGCGCCCCCGUGAGCGGGAAAAAGAGUACAUCUUCUGCUGCCUCUUGUGUCAGACUUGCGCUCUCCGCCCAGAUCUCUUCCACUCUGCGGGGAUCUGGCCAGGAAGAGAAUCGGUGGUUUGACCGGAAACUGCCCGCGUCGUUCCAAAAUCCAUGCGAAUAUUGCUUGCCUGACUGGCGCAGAGCUGUGUCCAAGAAAAACGGCUUGGCAUUCCAUACGGCAUACAGCUCGGGUGAAUGUCGAAAAGCCUCUCGAUCCAGGGCGUGCAUUUCUCGAUACCGAUCCCGCAGGCCCGCUAAUGGUGGGACAUCGAAGGGGGAGGCGUACGUGGUGUCUAUGACAAUCGACAAGUUGCCCCGACACUUGCGGAUGAACGGCUCCAUCUCAGGGGCCGCAUAGAAGUAGACGUCGGUCGACACCCGCGACAAAAACUGGGUCAACCAGGCUUCGUAUUCGCGCAUGGUAUGCUUGGAUUUGGAUAAGGGGAAGAACGCAGAGACGAGGAGGAUAUUGGGCAGGCUCGCACUGCUGGCAUUCGAUGCAUUCUCGCCGUCCAGUAUCGCGACUUCGGAGACCAACGAUGGGACGCCCGUCGGCCACGAUGAGAGACAAACGAGGAGUAUGACGGAGAGGCCAAGCAAGAGGAAGAGUCUCCCAGUCGUAACAGGGAGUUGGCUUGAACGUUGCCUGGAUUCGAUGGGGAAAGCCUUACCCGUUUAAUUCUUCUGGCUUGUGGAUGGCAUGCAAUAAACACUCUGGAAAGGCGAGGCGGCACAUUUCAAUGGGGCUGCCGUGCUGCGCACACAGCCUCUCAAUUGGCUGAAACUGAACAUGCGAUCCUCGGAUGGGAGAGGGGGAGAGCCGUCAUUUACUCAGCUAGUUCACAU
Molecule: messenger RNA, 927 nt
Organism: Mycena citricolor
Lineage: Eukaryota; Fungi; Basidiomycota; Agaricomycetes; Agaricales; Mycenaceae
Source: the annotation of a GenBank genome assembly